UCGAUGGUUUGAGUGAAUCUAUCGAUUAUGAGUCGGCUGCACUGAGCCGGCAGAGAAGGGAACCCUCUCCUUCCUCCUCCUCUUUGUUGUUUUUGUUUUUUUGUUUUUUGCUUUGCGCGCUUGGGCCAGUUCCGGGCGAAAACCCAACAGGAACCUUUAAUAUGGAACAGAAUUCUGAACAAAAGAAGGAUGCCUCUUUUUCUAGUUGCCUGAAUUUUACAAGUUCUUCAGCAAGGUUGCAGCCUAGAAGACACUCAGCCAUUUGGACAAACAAAGAACUAGUCAACUCUUCAGAUCAACCCAUAACCAACUUAAAUGUUAUACAAACAGAAUAUGCUAAGACUUUGCAUUUAAAGAAUAUUACUGUGCCUGACAAUGAUGAAAGGAUAAGUAUUACGACUGAAAAACAAGAAGGAAAAGUCAACUCUGUGACUGCUAACCUAGAUAAAGAAAAGAAUAUUGCAUUCCUUUUAAAUGAAUUGGAUGUUCUAAGGGCAAACAAUAAGAAGCUUCAGGAUCAGCUGUCUGAAAAAGACAAGGAAUUGAAGACAUUGAAGCUGGACUUAGAGCUACAAGAGAGUGUAGCAGAAGCCAAGAUUGCAGAAAAGGCUGCAGUUCUAAUAGAAGAAAUUCAUUCCACACAACAUGACCAUGAUGAAGCCAUCAUGGCUAGACUGAAGUUGGCCAGUGAGGAAAAAGGUGAUGUGUGUAAACAAGUAAGGCUACUGGAACAACCUCUCGAGACGCUAGAAAAUAUUAACCCUGAAGAAAAUGACAUGACAUUACAGGAAUUACUGAACAGAAUAAACAAUGCAGACACCGGUAUGGCGAUAUGGAGGACAGGAGCUAUAAUUGUCGAUCGCAUAUAUAGGACCCAGAAACAGAAAAAGAAAAUAACAGCAGAAGAAAUUAAUGCAUUGAUAGAAGAGCGAGAUGCUGCACUGGCUCAAUGCAAACGGCUGGAGCAGGAGCUUCAUCAUAUGAAAGAGCAGAACCAGACUUCUGCAAACAACCCUAGACAUCUGACUGCUAAAAACAAUCAAGAACGUGCUCUGAAGGAAAAAUUGCUUGCUAUGCAACAAGAGAGAGAAGCUGCUAUUCAUCAAUAUAAAAGUCUAGAAGAAGAACUGCAGACUCUUCGUAUUUAUUACAGUUUGCAUCAAGCUCUAUCCCAAGAAGCAAAUCUUAAGGAUCAGUUCAACUCCACACUUACAACAUAUGAAAAAGCUUUGAAAAAUAAAGAUGAUAUUGUCUCCAUGCUCUUUCUUCAAAAUGAGGAGCUGGUGACUCAGCUCCAGCAAAUGGCAGCAGAGAAAACAAGCAUAGAAUUAAAAUUUCAGCAAGCUUCAGAUGCUUUUCAAGAGACCACUGAAAAACUUCAAAAAUUGCAAAGACUGGUGGACGUCCUAAGGAAGAAGAUUGGAGCAGGGUCCAUUAGGAUGGUGAUCUGAUAGAAAGCACCGGUCUAAGGAAGCAUUCACAUCUGGAGACCAGGCUGCUUCAUUCAGUGCUAUGUAAACAUUAAAGCUUUAACUUAGCAAACAGUUGUCAGAAGUGGGACACUCCAACGACAUUCCAAGCUGAGAUAAAAUCAAAUCAUAAAUGUUUAACCACUUGGCUGCUGAGAUCUGAGAUUUAUCCAAAGGUAUUUGGUCAAAUUUACUUUUGUAGCAGAUCUAUUUUGGUACAUUUAGUAAAGCGUGUGGUUGUCUGUGGGAGUCUCUGUUUAAUGGUCAAUUGUUCUUUAUGGAGUUCUUGCUUUUUAUUUCUAAUUUAAUGUACAAAAUACCAUAGAGUGUUUCUAAACUCUUACAUUCUCUGAACUGAAUAGAAAUUUUUAAGAUUGGCAAAAGAUGCUGAAAUGUAAGGUGCUUCUAAUGAAAAAAGGGAAACCUAGAGGAAAAUUAUCCAUUGCUAAUAUGCUGUCAAACCUUACCUCCCAAGGUGUGCCGAUAUUUUAUGAGUACCCUAUUGGUGAAUGAGAAUAUUCAUCUGUCAGACAGGAGCAUAUAUGCUGGGUUGUGUGUUCAUGUUGAAUAGUUUAUAUGAUUGUUGUUUGCCUAAAUAAAUAAAAUAAAAUGGUUAAACCAAUACUUAAUUAUACUUAAAGCUGAUGGAUGAAAAUCAAUGACACAUAUAUGUGUACCCUACACUAUUUCAGACACUAUCAUGAAUCUUAAGAAAUGCAAAUUGUUCUAAAAAGUACAAUAAAACAUUUAUUCCCCCAAAUGAUGUGGAACACAUGAUGUUGUAAAACAGCAGAUAUUCAUGACUGUUCUAUGCAUUGUAGAGACUCUAGCAUGGUUACUAUUGAAGGAGAAAUAGAAAAAAACUCUGUUAAAAAUUCCAGUGUUUUCAUUUUCAACUCUCACUUUUAUUGUAAAAUGUACUUUAUGGAAUCUUCUGCACAUUUAUUAAUAUUUUAAGAUGUAUAAGCCUAACCAACUCAAACAGUGUGACUCUGGGCAGUGUAAAGCAUAAAAACAUUAAAAAUUAAAAAAGAAACAAAACUACCACUUAUACAAAAUAUAAAAUAUAAUAUGAUGGCCAAGUAUGCAAGAAAAAAACCAAAAGGAGACUCUCGCUCUAUUGGAGCCUAAUGCCUUUGGAAAUACCCUCUAAUAAUCAAAGGAUAUAGGCUUCUUAUUGCUUGCAUAAAAACAUUUUUUUUACUGUUUACUUUCAUAAAUAUAUCCUUGCCCUGGUGCCCAGGUAAAGUUAAUAGCAGCAGGGAUCUUUAGUCCGAUGCCUUUUUGCUAUAAGAGUUAAACAAUUCUGCUCCCCGCACUGAACUCACCUGAACUGAAAGAAUUCUAACAAUUCUUGGGGUAAAAACUUGCCCGAGCAGGACUUCCUGGCUUUUAUGUACCUAUCAUUUCUGCUAAAGGAGGCAGAGGGACAAAAUAAUAUCCCCUCUUUUCACUUUAGUGACAAUGUAUUAGGGUUCUACAACAGGGUGGUUCGAGAAGGUAAGCCAUAUUGCCUACAGCAUAGAACUCAAUAUUUUAGCAGAGGUAAAACCAGCUAACUUUUUUUCCUUGAUUCUGCCUUUAGCAGUCCCCAAACUUUCUUGCUCCGUGGACUGGUGGCAGCAGAGUGGCAAGAGGGAGGGAGGGGAUUAUUUUGUGUACGCAACCUAGUUCCUGCGCAUGCGCAAACGAAGCUUCAUGCACUCACCUGCUCAACCACUUACAUGAUUAUGCAAAAUAUGGUUUUCCCCAAUCCCAUUCAGCAUUUUGUAUAUAAUUUGCCUGUGUGACUGCAUAUUUUAAAUUCCUGUGGCAUCAUGACAUAAUUAUAGGAAUAAAAUGGAGUUUGUUUCCCUGAUUAGUUAACAUGUUAAGUUGGAAAUCCAUACUGUUUUAAAGGACAAAAUAAUGAGGAAAAUGGAUGGUUCCGAAAUGUGAAAUAUAAAUAAAUAAAAAUAAUGAAGAUUAUAAAAUAAAGU
Pseudonaja textilis is the source of this 3448-nucleotide messenger RNA. RefSeq names its product mirror-image polydactyly 1 (gene MIPOL1). The record is from RefSeq and is a predicted model, not a curated record. Lineage: Eukaryota; Metazoa; Chordata; Lepidosauria; Squamata; Elapidae.